GACCGCCGAGCCGCUCCGGCAGCGCCCUCCUCGCCCGCCUGCCCGCCCUCAGGCUGCCCGCGGAAUGAGCGUCCCCCGGGCGGCUGCUGCUGCUGCCGCCGCCGCCGCCGCCUCCAGUCGGGCUCGGCCGGGCGGGCGGGCACAAGGCGCGGCUGCCGGCGCGGUCGCUGCGGCGGGAGCGGAGUGAAUGAUCGAGGGGAGCGGCGCGGAGAGGCAGCCCCGGCGCCAGGAUGAGGGCGCCCGCCAACAUCCUCAACCUCCUGCUGCUGUCCUUGCUGGCCGGCCUCGAUCCCUCCCAGACUCAGAUUAGCCCCAAGGAAGGGUGGCAAGUCUAUAGCUCAGCCCAGGAUCCUGAUGGCCGUUGCAUUUGCACUGUUGUUGCACCUGAGCAAAACCUAUGUUCAAGAGAUGCCAAAAGCAGGCAGCUCAGACAGCUGCUAGAGAAGGUUCAGAAUAUGUCCCAAUCUAUUGAAGUUUUAAAUCUACGGACUCAGAGGGAUUUCCAGUAUGUUUUAAAAAUGGAAACACAAAUGAAAGGGCUGAAGGCCAAGUUUCGGCAAAUUGAAGAUGAUCGGAAGACAUUAAUGACAAAGCAUUUUCAAGAGUUGAAAGAAAAGAUGGAUGAGCUCCUGCCACUGAUCCCAGUUCUGGAACAAUACAAAACUGAUGCCAAAUUAAUCAUCCAGUUCAAGGAGGAAAUUAGGAAUCUGUCUGCUGUCCUCACUGGGAUUCAGGAAGAAAUUGGUGCUUAUGACUAUGAGGAACUACACCAGCGCGUACUCAGUUUAGAAACCAGGCUUCGAGACUGCAUGAAAAAGCUCACAUGUGGCAAAUUGAUGAAAAUUACAGGCCCCAUUACAGUCAAGAUAUCCGGAACCCGAUUUGGAGCCUGGAUGACAGACCCAUUAGCGUCAGAGAAAAAUAACCGAGUCUGGUACAUGGAUAGUUACACUAACAAUAAAAUUGUCCGUGAAUACAAAUCAAUUGCAGACUUUGUCAGCGGGGCUGAAUCAAGGACAUACAACCUUCCCUUCAAAUGGGCAGGAACCAACCACGUGGUCUACAACGGCUCCCUCUAUUUCAACAAGUAUCAGAGCAACAUCAUCAUCAAAUACAGCUUUGACACUGGGCGGGUGCUUGCGCAGCGCAGCCUUGAGUAUGCUGGCUUUCACAACGUCUACCCUUACACCUGGGGUGGCUUUUCUGAUAUCGACCUGAUGGCAGAUGAAAUCGGGCUUUGGGCUGUCUACGCCACCAACCAGAACGCAGGCAACAUUGUCAUCAGCCAGCUAAACCAGGAUACGCUGGAGGUGCUGAAGAGCUGGAGCACAGGCUACCCAAAGAGAAGUGCCGGAGAGUCCUUCAUGAUCUGUGGCACCUUGUACGUUACUAACUCUCACUUAACGGGAGCCAAGGUCUACUAUUCUUAUUCCACAAAAACCUCCACUUACGAGUAUACAGACAUUCCUUUCCAUAAUCAGUAUUUUCAUAUAUCCAUGCUUGACUACAACGCAAGAGAUCGAGCUCUCUAUGCCUGGAAUAACGGACAUCAAGUCCUCUUUAACGUCACCCUCUUCCACGUCAUUAAAACCGAAGAUGACACAUAAUUUUCUUGCCCUUCCCUUUCCCUCACCUCCCUCCCUCAACGCAGUGUCAUUUGUGAUAAACUCUAAAGCAUCCACCUCCCUCAGUUCCUUUUAAUUUACGUUUCUUUUUUCAUUAAGGAAAAGCAAAAUUUUCUACCAUAUAACUCAUUUCAAAUACGGCCGAGCCUGUCAAAAAUGACCUGUUGGAAAUAAAAGCAUCUUAACUCAUGAUUCUACAAGGUCUUGACAGACCUUGUCUUGAAAAGCACUAAAGAGGAUUUAAGUGGCUAAAGACAGUUUUAAAAAGAUUAUGAUCUGCCUUAUUUUAGAGUCAGAGACUAAUGGUGGCUUAAGUGCAUGAAUGUCUCUUUUUACCUCAUUUUUGUUUUUAAUCUAUUGCUCAACUUCAGGAGAUAUUCUGGUAGCGUCAGACACAUAUUGCACAUUGUAUUUUUUUAUUUAUUCCAAAAGAAAGAUUUAGGAAUUUAAUUUACUUGGGCACGGAGGAUGAUUCGUUUUGCCAUCACCCAAUUCCAGAUGUGGUGCUGUACAGUAUGUUUUUAAAUCUCUUGCAAACAUUUUAUCGACAGUAUGUAUUUCUACCAUUGUAACCACCAUCGUGCAAUUGUACCUCUUCACUUAUGUGAAAGUAAACUAAGUACUAUUUUUUAUAAAAUAUAUUGAAGCUUAAUUGCA
Molecule: messenger RNA, 2282 nt
Organism: Phalacrocorax carbo (great cormorant)
Lineage: Eukaryota; Metazoa; Chordata; Aves; Suliformes; Phalacrocoracidae
Source: RefSeq, a predicted model, not a curated record